AUGAAUCGAAAAGAUCCUACGUGGAAGUAUGCAAAAGAAAUAGAGGGGGAAAAAUACUUGAGAUGCGCAUUUUGUGAUCAAAGAUGCAGUGGAGGAAUUUCUAGACUUAAGCAUCAUUUAGGUCAAACUCAUCACGGUAUGCAACCAUGUAAGAAAGUUCCUGAGCAUGUGAAAAAAGAGUGUGCCGCAACUUUGAAAAAUCUUCAGCUUGAAAAAAGAAAGAAAAAUGAAAUGCUUAGAGAGAUUGGGGAUGGUCCAGGAGGAGGGGCUCUGAGUAUGGAAACUUCAUUGGAUGAAGAAUAUGGAAUCCCUGGUACUAGGAGUGCUGCAGUUGAUGAGGCUCUUAGAGCACAACCUAAAUCAAAAGGACCAAUGGAUAGAUUUGUCACUUUAGAAGCUCGGCAAAGUACAUUAAAUUCAGCAUACAAACAAGAAGAAAGAAAGGAAGUUUGUCGAAAGAUUGGUCAUUUUUUCUUCUCUAGAGCACUCCCAUUUAAUAUUGUAAAUGAUCCAUUUUGGCUACCUAUGGUGGAAGGGAUUGCCGCAUAUGGUGUAGGAUUUAAGCCUCCAUCAAUGCAUGAGCUCAGGACUUGGAUCCUUAAGGAAGAAGUUGGCGACAUUAAUACGAUGAUGGAAGAACAUAAGAAAGCUUGGGCAGAGUAUGGAUGUACUAUUAUGUUUGAUGGUUGGACUGAUGGUAAAAAUAGAGUACUAAUAAACUUUCUUGUGAAUAGCCCAGCAGAUGAUGUUGUCAAAGAAGUUGGAGAGAAGCAUGUCAUUCAAGUAAUAACAGAUAAUGCUUCCAAUUAUAAGAAUGCUGGAGUGAAACUUAUGGAGAAGAGGAAGAAGUUAUGGUAG
This is a messenger RNA of Prunus armeniaca (apricot), 858 nucleotides long. The record is from the annotation of a GenBank genome assembly. Lineage: Eukaryota; Viridiplantae; Streptophyta; Magnoliopsida; Rosales; Rosaceae.